This is a messenger RNA of Soboliphyme baturini, 291 nucleotides long. Lineage: Eukaryota; Metazoa; Nematoda; Enoplea; Dioctophymatida; Soboliphymatidae. The record is from the annotation of a GenBank genome assembly.
AUGUACGCUAAAAUGGCUACAAAGUUAGCGAACAACGUUAAAGGGCUGAAUUUCGCGACUCCCACGGCCAUUCAAAUGCAGGUGGUGCCGCUGAUGCUUCAGAGACGAGAGGUGAUGGCAUGCGCACCCACCGGUUCAGGAAAAACGUUGGCUUUCGUUGUUCCCGUCCUGCAUGACCUGUUGCAAGGAGUUGCGGCGAAACCAGAUGAUCGAAAGACUCGCGUGUUGGUCGUAGAACCAACAAGAGAGCUUGCUCGACAGACGUACUCAUCACCACCCCCAGCCGACUGA